GGACCCCAGGUUGAGAACCACUGAUGUGCACCCGGAGGCCCAAAGGUUGGGAACCACUGCUCUAAAAGCUGAAACACUCAUGAUAUCCACAUUGCACAGGACAAUAUGGCACUGUGGACUCAGGUAACCCAGUUGAAAGCAGUGUGAAUGAUAUUCUGGGUUAUAUGGCAGUGCCGAAGGGCCCUUAAUGUUAUCUCCUACAUUAUUAAAUCUAGAUCCACUACUAAAUCUACCUCACCAUCAAAUGGUUAACUAGCUAGGUUCUUUUCAUGAUUUCUUGCCAUUGCAGUUCCUUUUUGCCACCUCCGGGCUCCCGUACUCAGAAGGCGCUUCCAGCGUCGUUUCCAUGACGACGGCAGGGGGCAACGACGCCUUGUUUAGCGCAGCGGUUGCCAUGGCGCCCCGGCCCGCAGCCAUGGCGGACAAGCAGCUGCUGCGAGCGCUUCGGGGCGGGCCAGGGACCCAGUCUUUCUCGAUGGCGGCACGAGGGCUUCCUCUCUUGCCCCGGGGCCUGGGUAGGAUGAGCGGCCUGGAGAGGCUGAACCUGAAAGGGAAUCGGCUGCGGCGGCUGCCACAGGAAGUGGAGGCGCUCAGCCGGUUGAAGGUAUUAAAUUUGGGAAACAAUAAUUUUGAUGAAGCUCCGGAACAGCUGAAGUACCUCGUAUCUCUGCAGAAGCUUCAUUUGUUUGGAAAUAAGAUCUGCAGAAUAUCACCCUCUAUAUUUGAUGGAUUGCAGAAUUUGGUACUCCUCAAUCUGAACAACAACCGGCUCACUUAUCUUCCUCCAGAGAUUCAAAGGCUUAAAAAUCUUGAAUGUAUGAGUUUAGACAAUAACCAACUGAGAAGUCUUCCCAAGGAAUUGUGUUGUCUCAGAAAGCUGCGUGAACUCCAUUUGUCCCAUAAUUCUAUCAUUGCCAUCCCCGAAGACAUUGAAUACCUGACAGAACUCAAAAUCCUGAUUUUGUCAAGAAAUCAAGUAGAAAACCUCCCUGAUGGACUUUGUAAAAUGAAGAGGCUUAGAAUUCUAGACGUAGCAGGAAACAACAUUCAGAUUUUCCCCACAGACAUGGAAAAUCUUGAGCUUGAAGAACUUUAUUGUGAAGAUAAUCCAUUGCUUGAGAAGAAUCCAGUUAGUGCCAUACAAGAAGAAGACAUUUUGACUCUUAAGGAGCUAACGGCAAGAUUUAUUCUCUCUCAGCUGGAAAACAAAAACAUUUAUUUACACAGAGCAAUGCAGAACAACCUAGAAGUACAGGCAGUCCUUUCCCAUAAACGAAAGUGUGCUCAGUGUGGCUCUAGUUUUUUGAGCAUGUGGCUAGAAUGUGUGAAGUUUCUGGAUGUAAAACAGCAAAUGACGACUAGCAGAAACUUGGAGCUCUUACCUGUCAGGGCAUUUCUGUGCUCAUACAAGUGCUUUAACCACCCUGACCAUGGACUCUUUGGGAUUGCUGUACUCUAGACCAAGCAGUCCACUCAAAACCUCAAGGAGAUCUGAUUAUUAUAAGAACUUAAGCUGAACUUACCAUCUGGUGCAAUGCCAAUAUCACUUUAAAAUACACAAUUGUUUCGGAACAGUGGUUUCAGAGAGGUGAUCUAGUUGUGGGCAGGAAUUAUUCCUUACAGCUGUGCAGAGCUAGCAGUGUGUUUUGGCAGGCAUGACUUUGCUUCUGAAAAUGGAUAACUCAAGUAAUGGCAUUGUUCAGCAGUGAGGUAAAGUUUUAUAAUAUAAACUAACUAACCUGGGUUACUGUGGUUUCUUUGGCUGCUAUAUUAUGAUGCAUGCUGUACCCAAAUGUGUAAUUCUGAUAAGUAUGUUCUCUCCACCUCCUGAAAAGCUAGGGUCAGAACCUAAAAGUGCAAAAGUAUGUGGUGAUUACGUAGUCCUUGAUUUCCAUUAUAAACCCUGUUUUCCAGAAGUGUAUAACUUGGCUUUACCACUUGGCAUGCAGAAUUUUAAAUGCAGGAGAAAAUGUGCUGGAGUGUUUAAAAAGAAAAGAAAAGAAAGGCAAGAUGGCACACAUUAAAAAGGAUUUCUUUGCUCAUAGGAGCUUUAAUUGCAAAAGGGUUUGUGUUAUGAGAAACUGUAGAAGAGACACAUUUCUCAGAGGAAAGCAACUGUAUGGGAUGUUUCUAUACCUACUUAAUUUUUAACUUUUGUUAUGUAUGGUUCCCUUCUUUAUGUUUUGUGGGUAUUUUAAAUUCAAUGCUGUAGUUCACCAUAAUUUACAACUUGCAUUCUCAUCUGAUUUGCAUUACACUGCUACUGAAAAGAGAGCUAUUACUUAAAAUUAACUCUUAAAUACAAAUAUGUAGCUCAUGUCAGUGUUUUACAUAUAGGGACCAUAUAAACAUUUAAACAGAAAAAGGCUUAUUUCAGUUUAGAAUAAAAAGUAGGAUAAUGGGUUUUCUUAACGUACCAAUGCUCUAUAUGCAAUAAUCUAUUUAAUCAAUUAAUUAAAUGCAAUGCAAAUGAAAUGAAAUUUAAACCAAAUAUGAAUAACACACAAAUAGAUCUAAAUAUAUUGUAAAUGUUUAGAUCAAAUUUUCCCUCCAUCAAUGUUGUAAAGAAAACUAAAAGGUAAAAUAUGAUGUCAUAGAAUCAUAGAAUAGUAGAGUUGGAAGAGACCUCAUGGGCCAUCCAGUCCAACCCCCUGCCAAGAAGCAGGAAAUCGCAUACCUGUAUAAGCGAGCCUCCGGUGGCUCAGUGUGUUAAAGCGCUGAGCUGCUGAACUUGCAGACCGAAAGGUCCCAGGUUCAAACCCGGGGAGUGGAGUGAGCGCCUGCUGUUAACUCCAGCUUCUGCCAACCUAGCAGUUUGAAAACAUGCAAAUGUGAGUAGAUCAAUAGGUACCGCUCCGGUGGGCAGGUAACGGCGUUCCAUGCAGUUAUGCUGGCCACAUGACCUUGGAGGUGUCUACGGACAAUGCUGGCUCUUCGGCUUAGAAAUGGAGAUGAGCACCAACCCCCAGAGUCAGACACUACUGGACUUAACGUCAGGGGAAACCUUUACCUUUACCUUUUACCUGUAUAAGCAGCAGCAAAGGACUCAGUACUGUUUGUUUGCCUUUCUUACUGGGGCAGAAACCCCAUGUCAGCUGCCCUGAUUUCUUUGGAAGAAAAGGAUACAAGUGUAAUAAAUAAAGUGGUAAUUAACCACAGUUGCUCAUUAGAUCCUAUAAGCCAAAUAAUGUUUGAACACUAGUUUCUUGAAAAUACAGUAGAGUCUCACUUAUCCAACAUAAACGUGCCAGUAGAAUGUUGGAUAAGCGAAUAUGUUGGAUAAUAAGGAGGGAUUAAGGAAAAGCCUAUUAAAAAUCAAAUAAGGUUAUGAUUUUACAAAUUAAGCACCAAAACAUCAUGUUAUACAACAAAUUUGACAGAAAAAGUAGUUCAAUACGCAGUAAUGUUAUGUUGUAAUUACUGUAUUUAUGAAUUUAGCACCAAAAUAUCACGAUGUAUUGAAAACAUUGACUACAAAAAUGGCUUGGAUAAUCCAGAGGCUUGGAUAAGCGAGGCUUGGAUAAGUGAGACUCUACUGUAGUUAGUAUAUGUUAUUUCCUAAAGUUUGUGAAUAUACAAUAUUCAGAACGUUGGAUAAGUGAAACUCUACUGUACUACAGAAGCAAAGCAUUUGUGAUCCUUGCUUACAAUAUGCUAUGGUUAGUAUUAAAUAGGAACUGCAUUAUAUGGUCAGUGUAAACCUAUAUAAUGCUGUUCCAUUCUGCUAAAUUGCAUUGUGUGUGUUUACACUGACCCACAUGUAGUUUGAAUUCAGUCCUGUGAUACUGCUUUGCUAAUCAUGCACUGAGAGGACCCUAUCUGUCAAUUUUAUAUAUUUAAUAUGUAUUAUAUUGUUGCUACUUUACCUAGAUGUCUAUCACCCAAUACAGUUAAAACAGAAGUAGAAGGAAACUAAUUCAAGGUUUGUUUGAAGAAAUUUCUGAAGCAAAUGUGGAACUUCAAAUUAAAAAGUAAAUAUUCCACAUUUUGACUUUCAAUAAUAUUUAAUUUUACCUAGAAGUAUUUGGUGGUAGCACAUAUAUAACAAGUUGACCUUCCUGAGAAAUCAAAAACUCAUAAUGUCUAUUUUAAUUACAAUAGAGAUUUGUAACUUACUCUCCAUGUGUGCGUGUGUUUGUGUGUGUUUUAAUCCAUACUUCAGUAGUCGACCAGAACCAACUUGAGAAGCACUUUCAUAGCCAUUCAUGGUCGCUCAAGUUUUGCAGUGGCUUUCAAAACUAAUCUUUAUUUUAAGAAAAUAAACUUAGAAAAUGACAUUCAAAAUGUAACAAAUAUACUAGCCAAAUAUUAAAAAUGAACAUAACACUG
This is a messenger RNA of Anolis carolinensis (green anole), 4329 nucleotides long. It is a transcript of the gene lrrc69, whose product is annotated as leucine rich repeat containing 69. The transcript has 8 exons. Gene Ontology annotation, molecular function: protein binding. The coding region runs from base 347 to 1459 and encodes 370 amino acids. The record is from RefSeq and is a predicted model, not a curated record. NCBI's taxonomy places the organism in Eukaryota, Metazoa, Chordata, Lepidosauria, Squamata, Anolidae.